UCGUGGAUUAUCAACAACAACAGCAACGGUGUUGGUGGCAGUAAUAAUGUGAAGAAUAAUAGUAAUUUUAUUACAAGUAUAACGAAUAAUUUUAUGAGUUUCGGUGCACCAUUCCUAUUUGAUUGGAGAUUAUUCUGUGAAAGAGGACAACCACGUUAUGUUCAUAAACAUGAAGGUGAUGGACUACGAGUGGAUGAAUGUGAAGCACGAUUUCUCAACAAGAUUGCUCAAGAAGAAAGAGCAUCAUUGAAUGCCAUUUCAGAUGAAGAUGAUCAAUCAACAUCAUUACGACAUCAACAUCAACAACAACAACGAAAAAAUAAAUCCAGUUCAGCUGCAGCAAUGAAUGUUGAAUGUUUAGGUUCGGUACGAAAAUCUGGUUUUCUUUCCGUUAAAAAAUGGUUAAUAAGAAAAAAGAAUUCAUUAGAAUUGGCCAGAAAACGUGGCUGGAAAGGCUAUUGGGUUUGUCUCAAAGGAACAACAUUAUUAUUUUAUCGUUGUGAUUGCGAUGAUAAUAAAUCUGGUGGCCAUGUGAUAGAAGCUCGGCCACGACAUUUAAUAUUUGUUGAUGCUUGUCUUGUGCAAGCAAUACCUGAACAUCCAAAACGUGAUUUUGUUUUCUGUUUAUCAACAGCAUUUGGUGAUGCAUAUUUACUUGAUGCUCCUUGUUUGGUUGAACGUGAUUUUUGGAUUGCAGCAAUUCAUUGUGCCUGUGCCGCUCAACUAGCCAGAAGUUCUGGUCGUGCAACUGUUUCACAUGUUCUUCAUAAAGAAAUCAAACGAUUAGAAGAAACAAUUGAAUUUGAUACACGUGCCAAAACUGAAGCUGAACAAAUCAUUUCUACAGCAUUGGCUACUGGUUCAUUAACGGCCACUGAAGCUAAAUCAAAACAACAACAAUUAAUGAAUCAGAUACAUAAUCUUGAAGAAAAGAUUGAAAAGAAUCGUAUUGAAAUAUUUCGUUUUCGUGCUUAUUUAGCAGCAAUUACCAACGAAGAAGAUCCUAAUCCAAAAACCUUAUUAUCACAGACAACUAAACGUUCAAAAAUUCAGCUCAAUCGAUUAGGUGUUUUUUCUGUGUCUUCAUUACAUGCUUUCAAUUGUGCCAAAAAUCCGACAAUCAUUGGAAAUCUAACUAGAUCUAGUUCUGAAGAUAAUCUUUGUGCACAAAAUUCAAUAUCUACUUAUGAACAUUAUGCCAAGAUGAAAUCCAAUCUUUCCAACGCCAUACAUAAAGAAAUUCGUGUGACCGUUUUUGUUAAAAUGCUCAAUGGUGAAUUGAAUAAAUUGGAAUUUAAUGCAGCACUUUCAGCUGAUCAAGUUUUAGGUAAAUUAUUACCAUCAUCAAUUGCACGUGAUUAUUAUCUACGUCAUAUGGAUGAUUCAAGUAUUAUUUUUAAACGUCAUGAAACCAUAUUGAAUCAUUCAAAUAUAACAUUGGAAAUUGUGCCAAAAAUCAUGUUCACAUGUGAAAUGACUCGUGAAUCGAAUGACACACUUUUUGGAUUUUCAGUAGAAUCAGAAUUAUGUCAAGAUGAUUUGCGUGUUUAUGUAUCACGUGUUGAGCCAGGUUCAUUGGCUGCUCUACAAUCAUUACGACGAGGCGAUGAAAUUGUCGUCAUAAAUGGUGCAUUCGUACAGGAUCUUGAUAUGAUGUAUGUGGAAUCAAUUCUUCAGGAAGAGUUGGCUCUCUGUCUUACUAUCAGGGCUGCAAGAGAUGAAAUGAAUAUAAAUAGUCGACCAAGUAGUAGCCAAUGUAAUUUUGGCCAUACAACAAAUUCUUGGAAUCAAAAUAUUAAUGUGAAUCCGGCCACAAGUCUCAGUGCUAUAGAUUUAACACAAAUACCUGUUGUUCAACAACAAUCACAACAACAACAACAACAACCGCAACAGCAGCAGCCAAAUACUGAUGAUUUAAUUGAAUCAUUAGUCUGUCCACCACCGCCACCAAUUGAUGUUUCACAAAUGAUUCUUUCAGAAAAACAACUUAGUAAAUAUAUAGUGCCCAAAGUGGAUAAUUAUCUUUUGUCACCACCACCACCACCACCAUCCAAUGAUGAUAAAUUUAUGCACUGCCAACAUAAAAAGAGCUUCAUCGAUAGUCGCCACCAUUCUCAUCAUCAUCAUAGAUCAUCGAAUCGUUCAUUUUCAUCAAAAUCAGCCAAAUGCUCAUCAAGUGCCAAAUGCACCAACGUUAAUAAUAAUGAUCAGAUACCGAUUCGGCCACAUUCAGCUGCAGCUAUUAGUUAUCCAAGAUCCGGCCAUCAUCAUCAUCGUCAUCAUUAUCAUGGUCAUCAUCAUCAAGGCCAUCAUCAUAGUCGAUCAUCGAAUGUAUCGGUUACAAAUCCAAAUCAUCAUCACCAUCAUCAUCAUCAUCAUCAUCAUAGUAGUACGAAACAUAUUUAUCAUAUUAAUGAUCCACAUCAAGCUAAUCUUUAUGGACUUUUAGAGCAACAAUUAGCUAUAAGCGGAAAUUAUGAUGCUCAACAACAACCACAACCACAAUCGAUUGUUCCGAAUUCUAAUCAAUCAACUUUUGAUCAUCAAUCAACAUUAUUGAUGACAAAUCCACCAAUUGACCAGCAACACAUUCCAACAAUGAUACCUACAUCGGCAUCUGUUGGCGGUAGUGGUGGCGGUAUACAACCUGAACUUGCUCAAAUUUCGGAAACAGAACUUGCUACAUUAAAUGAAUCAUCAAUAAUAUCCAGAUGUAAGAUUGAUGAUCAACAACGACAACAACAACAACAACAAAUCGAUAAAUCUUUAGAUUUGGGCAAAAAUCAAACACCAUCAAUAAAUGUUCAUGAAGAAUUAUCAUCAUCAUCAGCGACAAAAAAUCUUUAUGGUGGUGAAAUUACAAAUGAAAAAUUACGCAAAGUUAUACACGAAUUAUUGGAUACGGAAAUCACUUAUUGUCAAGCAUUAGAUCAAUUAAUGACACUUUAUUUGGAUCCAUUGUUGAAAAGUUCAGCAUUAACCAUUCUUGAUUCACGAAUAUUGAUCGGAUCAAUACCAACAGUGAUUAUAACACAGAAUCAAUUUCGUGAAGAUCUAACCACAAUCAUUAAUAAUGAUGAUUUAAAUAUUGAAGGAAUAGCUAAAUGUUUUCUAAAUUAUAGUAAUGAUUUUAAAAAUUAUUCGACAUUUUGUGCAUCACAUGCAAAAGCAAUCAAAUUACUUGCAGAUGAAAAAUCUAUUCUACAUGAAUGGCUAACGAAACAAUCAAAACUAUUGAAACAUCCUAAUAUGUAUUCAUUGGAAUCAUAUCUUAUAAGGCCAAUACAACGGAUAUUGAAAUAUCCGCUUCUAUUGUCACAGAUGAAAACAUUGUGUUUGAAAGAUUCACAGCCAUAUUUUAAAAUUAAUGAAGCAUUACGUGCAAUUGAAAAUGUGGCCGAACAUAUAAAUGAAAUGCAACGAAUUAAUGAAGAAUAUGGUACUAUAUUUGAAAAUCUUCUUACCAGUACAAAAAGUGCUGGAUCAUCAAAGAAAACAAUCUGUCCAUUUGAUUUGACACCGACAUCUUUGUUACAUUAUGGCGGUGUUGAAUGGAUAAAUUCAUUGGAAUUUUUGGGAAAAAGUUUUCGCAAAAGUACAUCAAACAGUGGUGGAUUAAAUCUUCAUUCAAUGUGUUUUGUAUUCAGACAAUGUGUUGUAUUCUUAUGUAAAGAAACCGUUAGGCAUGGAAAAUCAAAAAAACAAAGUGCUACCGAUAUGGAAAUCAUUCGUCAUCAAGUAUUAAUACCAGUAUCAGAAGUACAAGUUCGUGCCUGUCCACAAACCACUGAACAGGAACUUGAUUUUAAAUGGGAAUUAAUUCAAUUGAAAACAAAUGCACAGGGAAAACGUUCAGAGAAAAUAUUUCGACUUACAAAUAGUACAAAUGAAUACAGAAAUCUAUUUCUUCGUACAAUUCGUCAGAUAAUACGUGAAGAUGUACGUCGUAUGAAUAUAAUGGGAUCAAAACAAAUAUCAACAAAAUCGGAAACAAGUCCAACAACAAAAAAAAAUGAUAAAAAACAUAUUGUUUCAUUUGCAUCGACACAGAAUCUAACACGUUGUGGUUAUUGUGGUGAAGAUUUUACUAAAAUGUUUAAAAAAGUCUAAAAAAAGUGAGAUAUCAUCAUCAUCCCUAUUAUUAUUAUUAUCAUCAUCAUCAUCCAUCAUCAAAUUCAAUGAUACGUUCAAUACAUUACAAGACUUUUACGUGAGAUAAACACCAAUCUACCACAUACACACACACACUGACAGACACUCAAAUGAAAUACGAACAAACAGAAAAAAUACAUUCGAUUUUUUUUUGUGAUUUUUUUUUCAUCUUAUCUUGGAUGUGAUUAUUAUUAUUUUAUUGUUCUGGAAAAUUAUACAUACAGACGAUACCGGUUUUUGAUUAUAGUGACAAUUAACUUAUAAAAAACACAAAAUGACAAUAACAACAAGUGAACUCUCUCUCUCUCUCUCUCUCUUCUCUAUCAUUAUUAUUAUACAACCCAAAAUAUGUGUAUAGUUUGUCCAUUUAUAUAUAUGAUUAUAUUCUUUCUUUUU
Messenger RNA from Dermatophagoides farinae (American house dust mite), 4548 nucleotides. Its product is annotated as protein still life, isoforms C/SIF type 2-like. NCBI's taxonomy places the organism in Eukaryota, Metazoa, Arthropoda, Arachnida, Sarcoptiformes, Pyroglyphidae. Gene Ontology annotation, biological process: small GTPase-mediated signal transduction; activation of GTPase activity. Gene Ontology annotation, molecular function: protein binding; guanyl-nucleotide exchange factor activity. The record is from RefSeq and is a predicted model, not a curated record.